This is a messenger RNA of Dendronephthya gigantea, 1346 nucleotides long. RefSeq lists its product as uncharacterized. The record is from RefSeq and is a predicted model, not a curated record. Gene Ontology annotation, biological process: regulation of microtubule polymerization or depolymerization. The transcript has 4 exons. Bases 101 to 1063 code for a protein of 320 amino acids. NCBI's taxonomy places the organism in Eukaryota, Metazoa, Cnidaria, Anthozoa, Malacalcyonacea, Nephtheidae.
UAAUGUUUUGAACCUUUUUGCAAGACGUUUUUGUUAUUUAUCUGGGCAAUAAACCCUAAAGGAGAAAGGGAGUAGAAUCGUAGAAGGGACCUACUCAACCAUGGAUAUCACGAAAUCCUCUGGGCUCACAUUUGAUAUCAUUCUUGAUGAAAAUGUUACCAGACCUGAACCGAAAAGAAUGAUUUUGCUGAAAAACAAACGAAAGGAGCCGUUGACCGCAGAUGAAAUUGAAAAAAGGCAGAGAAAAGCAGAAGAGCGAAGACAAGCUAGAAUUGAAGCAAGGCUGAAAAGAAUGCAAGAACGAGAAGAAGCGACAAAAAGCCUUGCAUGCAAAGUUGAUAAAUUAUUACAACAACAGUUGUUAAGAGCUGGCCAGCAUCCAAAUUCUGACAAUGUCCCAAUCAUGUCGCAUCGAGAGGUCUUGAAAACUGCAUACGACGUUGUCAAGGGAUUUCAAAAGAUGCAGCAACAACUGAUCAACAUUGACCUUAAAGUUGAUAAACAAAAUCAGCAAACGUCUCAGAUGCCUGAACUGCAAAAGAGUUCAAAGGUGGAUCACAGUAUGCAUGAAGGAACAAUUAAGGAUCUCAAGGAAUCUCAAAUAUCUGUAUCAGAUAAUUCUACAGCAGAACAAAAGCCUAAAGGAGUUGUGUUUGAAAUCCCAUCUGAUGUGAAGGCUCCAAAGCGUCGUUCAAAGAAGCCGCCCAUAGCAAGGUUGCAGAAGAAGGAUUCAAGGCAAAGAGCUGACCAAGAAAUGGCUGCCAUAAAAUUGGAGGUGAAGCAGCAAGAGGCAGCAGAACGCAGACAGCAACGGAUUGAAAACAAAGUGCGUAAGACUCGUGAAAGUCGAGAAACACUGAUGCAACUCCAAACCAAAAUGAACAUCUUUCGAGAACAUCAAGCAGCAAUCGAAGGAAAAGCUGAUUCUCGUAUGAUGUUAUCUGAACACGAGGCUGCUUGCCUUGCUCACGAUAUUGCAGAUGGCUUUAGCAACAUUCACAGCAGGUACAAGGCAGAUCUGGAAAGAGCUGAGUUAUUCUUUAUGGUCUAUGAUAAGAAGUAAAUGUGAGCACAGUUAGCUGUCCUGAAUAUAGCAUAGAGGAACAGUUAGACACAUGAUAGUGUUUGAUUAUAAAAACACAUGAUGACUGUAUAUAAAUGUAUACCUUGUAUUAUAAAUACUAGAUAGACAAGCUGGGAUAGUUUUGUGCCAACUUCCUAUGGCUAAAGCUUCAGUGAAAGUUGAAAGCAAUAACCUUAUUCAAUUUUGUGCAUACAAAGUGCAUCCUAUAUAUAUUAAACACUCUGUUAUAUAGAUUAUUUUUGUAUAUAUAUCCACAAUAAAA